Molecule: messenger RNA, 1817 nt
Organism: Polyodon spathula (Mississippi paddlefish)
Lineage: Eukaryota; Metazoa; Chordata; Actinopteri; Acipenseriformes; Polyodontidae
Product: neuronal acetylcholine receptor subunit alpha-7-like
Exons: 10
Coding region: 1-1602 (533 amino acids)
Biological process (GO): signal transduction; nervous system process; chemical synaptic transmission
Cellular component (GO): neuron projection; postsynaptic membrane; synapse
Molecular function (GO): acetylcholine-gated monoatomic cation-selective channel activity; transmembrane signaling receptor activity
Source: RefSeq, a predicted model, not a curated record
AUGGUAUUUCACGGUGCAGGAGCCAGGCUAGCUGUAGUGACGUCGCCUGACUUCUUGGAGAGCCACCCACAGUUAGGACCAAGCCCUCAGCAGGACGAGGUCCACGUCAUGGUGAAGUCACCGCCACAGUUAGAUGAAGAAUCCCACCAGGGCGAAUACCAAAGGAAACUCUACAGAGAGCUGCUGAAAAACUACAAUCGCCUGGAGCGGCCUGUGCUGAACGACUCCCAGCCACUGCUUGUAGAGUUGGGGAUGACCUUGCUUCAAAUUAUUGAUGUGGAUGAAAAGAAUCAAGUGCUGAUGACAAAUGCUUGGUUGCAGUUGUAUUGGACUGACACAUACCUCACCUGGAAUCAUUCUGAAUACCCAGGAGUUCAAAACUUGCGCUUCCCUUCUGACCAGAUUUGGGUUCCAGAUAUUCUUCUGUAUAAUAGUGCGGAUGAACGAUUUGAUGCAACCUUCCACACAAAUGUCCUUGUAAAUUCAUCUGGGGUAUGUCAGUACAUCCCACCAGGCAUUCUGAAGAGUACCUGCUAUAUUGAUGUCCGCUGGUUUCCCUUUGAUGUACAAAAGUGUGAUCUGAAAUUUGGUUCCUGGACACACAAUGGUUGGCUUCUUGAUCUCCAGAUGCUUGAAGUGGACAUUUCAACAUACAUUCCAAAUGGAGAAUGGGAUUUAGUAGGGGUACCAGCGAAGAGGAACGAGCUGUAUUAUGAGUGUUGCAAGGAGCCGUAUCCGGAUGUGACUUUCACAGUAACAAUGCGCAGGCGCACUCUUUACUAUGGCCUGAACCUUCUUAUCCCUUGCGUCCUCAUGUCAGCCCUGGCCUUAUUAGUGUUUCUGUUGCCAGCUGACUCUGGAGAGAAGAUAUCACUAGGGAUCACUGUGCUACUUUCUUUAACAGUGUUUAUGCUCCUGGUAGCUGAGAUCAUGCCAGCAACGUCUGACUCUGUUCCACUAAUAGCUCAGUACUUCGCAAGCACCAUGGUGAUUGUAGGCCUUUCUGUAGUCGUUACAGUGCUGGUGCUACAGUUCCAUCACCAUGACCCGCAUGGAGGAAAGAUGCCAAAGUGGAUACGAGCUGUGCUUUUGAACUGGUGUGCUUGGUUUUUACGGAUGAAGAAGCCUGGAGAAGAUAGAAAGCACCUCACGUACAAAUACAAUCCACAUGUGCAUCAUUCCAGUGCCAGCAGCAUUGAGAUGAAUGUCAUACCUGGACAGCAAUCAACCAACGGGAACAUGAAUAUGUAUUUUGGCUACCAUGCUAUGGAUAGUCCUUGCUGCCCCCCCAGCACUGAUUCCGGGGUGAUGUGUGGAAGAACAACCAGCUCGCCCACAGAGGACCAUCAAACCAUUCCCACCAGGACUCUCUCAGAAAACAUCCCAGAAAUUGCUAAAAUCCUGGAGGAAGUGAAUUACAUUGCUAGCCGCUUCAGAGAUCAAGAUGAAGGAGAAGCAAUCUGCAGCGAAUGGAAGUUUGCAGCCGCUGUUGUUGAUAGAUUGUGUCUUGUAGCAUUUUCACUCUUCUCCAUUAUCUGCACUAUUACAAUAUUAAUGUCAGCCCCUAAUUUUAUAGAAGCUGUUUCCAAGGACUUUACAUAAUACACGCAAGCAAAAAAAAAGUUUGCAAUCACAAUAACUGAAGAAAGCAAACUAAUUGCAAAUAUACACAUCAUAAAAUAUUAAUCAUAUUAACAAGAAAAUACUGCAGCUUCUGAAAAUUACGGGAGUUUACAAAUUUUUGUCAAUGUGUUAAUCCUUCACUACACAAAUUUUGGAUUACGAAUUCCAUAUUUAAUUAUUAUUUUCUGUCUGUA